Messenger RNA from Hippopotamus amphibius kiboko, 1788 nucleotides. Its product is annotated as serine/arginine repetitive matrix protein 1-like. The transcript has 4 exons. The coding region runs from base 1 to 867 and encodes 288 amino acids. Lineage: Eukaryota; Metazoa; Chordata; Mammalia; Artiodactyla; Hippopotamidae. The record is from RefSeq and is a predicted model, not a curated record.
AUGGCCGCGCGCCCCCCGCCUGCGGCCCGCCGGGCGGACCCGACCCCCGCGCCGCCGCCGCCGCCGCCGCCCAGAGCCCCGGCCCGAUCCCGCCGGGUCGCGCGCGCCGCCCGGGAACUUCCGCUCCCCGCGCGGCCCCGCCCCGGAAGCCCUCCGCCCGAGCGGCCCUCCUGGCGCCGGAAGCGAGCGUCGCGCCGUCGGUUCCGCGGCGCCGCCCUCGUCCCGAGUCCGGAGCCCGGCGGCCGGGGCCCAGCACGCUCGGCGGGCCCGCGCGCGGCUCGUCCUUACCGCGUGAGAACGGCGGCCUCCGCCUCGGAGGCUGGCCCGGCGCCCGCGCCGUCCCGGCACGCGAGGCGGCCGUUGUGGCGUGGCCGCCGCGGCCCGGCGUCUCCUCGCGGCGGCCUUGUGGCGAGACCCAGAGGCGCCUUCCUCAGCCUCAGGCGGCGGGAGCUGCGACCGGGGGCGAGAGCGCCCCGCGGGAGCCGGUGUGUUGCGGCCGAGGGCGCCGUCGGGCCGGGCUCGAGCGCGAGCCCCGCGCUGGGAGAGGGGCCAGCCGCCGGGCCCGGGGCGCGGGGCUCCGUUACGGAGCUUCCCUCCCGGACCGGAGUCCGCUCGGGCGCCCUGCACUGCCUUCCGCGAGGCCUGGCCCUGGACGUCCAUGGUGCCUUCGCCUUGUCCGGUGUCUGCGAGAAUCCCGAUGAGUGCGUGUGGCCGGCCUCCCGCGGUGACGUCGGCCCGCCUGGCCCGCCGCCGGCGAGGACCCCGGUAGGCCGGGUGGAGCCCCCCGUGCCGCCGCUGUGUGUGCCCAGGCACCCUCCGCUGGCCGGCCGCCGCCCCUGCGCCUCGGCUGUGCGCUCCGCCGGGUGAUGACUGAGCUAAACGGGUUGUAGUGGUUGCUGCACAGCUCCGUGAGUAAACGAAAAGCCGUGAACUCUACACUUCAAACUUUAUGAAACGAGGUGAUACAGUAUGUAAUUACCCUGAGAAUUGCCUUGUUCACUGGUGUACCUUAGAGAAGCUCCCGGGCACAACCUGCUUUGUUCGUUCUGAUGAUGGAAAAACAUUUCACGUUACAUUCAUUAGACUAGGCUGAUGAUGCUUUACAGACUAAUACUUCAGGUCACACCUGAGUGGCUGUGGUGGUUGAUCUUAUAUAUCAACUUGACUAGAGUACGGGAUGCCCAGAUCUUUGGUUAAACAUUAUACUGGGUGUGUUUGUGAAGGUGUUUUAGGGGAAAUUAACGUUUGAAUCAGUAGACUGAAUAAAGACGGUUGCCCUCCCCAGUGUAGAUAGGGCUUAUCCAACACAUUAAAGGUCUGAACAGAACAAAAAGGUACAGCCAGGGGCUUUCCUGGCGGUCCAUGCUUCCACUGCAGGGGGCACAGGUUCAGUCCCUGGCCAGGGGACUAAGAUCCCAUAUGCCAAGUGGCAUGGCCAGAUAAUAAACACACACACAAAACACAUGCUGUUUAUAAGAGACACGUUGGUUUAACGUUCAAAAUCCAUUUGAUAUGAUCAUCAAUUAACAAAGGAGAAAAACAUGGUUAAAAAAAAGGUAUAGCCAGACAGAGUUGGCUCUCUGCCCAACAGCUGGACGUAGACCAUCUCCUGCUGCCUUUGGACCCAGACUCAGUCUAGAAACUACGUCACCAGCUCCCCAGGGCUCCAGCUCGUUGACGGCAGACUCUGGCCCUCCUCAGCCUCCACAGCUGCACCAGCCAGUUCCUCACAAGGAGUUGUGUGUGUGUGUGUGUGUGUGUGUGUGUGUGUGUGUGUGUGUGUGUGUG